Molecule: messenger RNA, 2787 nt
Organism: Drepanopeziza brunnea f. sp. 'multigermtubi' MB_m1
Lineage: Eukaryota; Fungi; Ascomycota; Leotiomycetes; Helotiales; Drepanopezizaceae
Source: RefSeq, a predicted model, not a curated record
AUGUCGUCUCCGAGGAAAAAGAGACAACCCGAGGUGGUGGCUGAUGCUGUGUUGAAGCGGGCGGAAGUUGGCAAGAUUGGCCGGAAACUCAAGACCCAACUUGCGCUCGCACAAUUCAAAGCCGCUCGCGGAUGGGAGGACCUGCCGCUUGACACCAUUGAGCCCAGGGUUGAAGAGGAGCUGAAGAGAAGAAGAAGACCGACAUCGAGUGGAGUUCUGUCUGAUUCGUCGUCGAGCGACUCUUCAGUCGAGUUCCGCUGUUCGAAUUCGAAUGCGACUUCGAGAAACAUCAUGACCUCUCCCUUGAAAGCCCCAGCCAUAUUUUCCGAUCAGCUUGAACCAAGAAGUAGAAGUGGGAGCGGAUACCGAAAGCGAACCUACAACGCUCUCGAGCACAGCAGCUUCGCAUUUGAACUGCCAAGUUCCAGCGCAAGUUCUCGCAAGAGAUUCCGUUCCUCUCCAACAGUUGGCCGGACAGUUCGUGCUGGCCGUGCUUCCCAUCAGCUCACACAAUCCUCACCCAUCAAGCCCAAAAAGCAACCACACUUCACCACCUCCUCUGGCCCGAGUCUGUCUUUCUACGCAGGAAGCUCCCAUCUCCCCGAUAUCCACUCCAACUUCGCUGCGGCAUCGGACGACGACGAAAACACAUUGCCAGAGCAUUCCUUCGACAUCCGCUCUUCCCCACCUCGCACCCCCUCUCCAGUCCGCGCUCGAGGCAGCCUGGGUCGCCGCAACCAAGGAAAGAAUGGAAAGUCUGAAGGUGUAGAUUUGUUGUUAUAUCUUGCAACCUCUCCGUCGCCCGCAAAUCCAACCCGAUCCCGUAUGCAGCCACCGUCUACACCACCUCCCAAGACUCCUGGCCUUCCUUCGUCCAUGAUGUCCACUCCAGGAGGUACUGGAGUCGGAUUUCUAGCAAAUUUGCAUCCCAACACGCCUACCCAAAGCUUCGACUUUGCUGACUUUGUCAACAUCACCCCAAGCCCAGCCCAGAAGGUGUGGCCAAAGACUCCGAGGACGAUCAAGACCCCCCUCACGGUUGCUAAGAGACGUCUCACCUUUGACAACUCAAUCCAAAGUCCCAACAUGCGAGACCAUGGUCCUGACGCUGCACAGCACACAGGCCUCGGGAUGCAACUGGACGGCGACCUGAUCUCUCGCGGAUCGAUACAUGCUGUCAAGAUCCAAAAGUUCGCCACCCGCCCACCACCUGAGAUGCAACCCCCAAUCCGCCUCACAGCCCUCUGGGUAGCAGUAUCCUACAUCUUGUACAAAUUCAUCUCCAGCUUCCUCAAGACUCGUCGUCAGGCCAUCAAGGCUCGAGAACUAAAAUGCGAGGAGCCGCCCUUCCAGAAGAACCGAUAUCCCGGAGGCAUCGACAACAUCAUGCGUGCUCUGGCAGCCGACAAAGCCAAACGAUUCCCUGACGAUUCGAUGAAGCGCAUGGCGGAUGUCGGGGCUAUCACUUAUAGGUACUCGUUGCUGGGCACGCGCAACAUCUUUACCGCCGAUGAGAAGAACAUCCAGGCUAUCCUCGCUACGCAGUUCACUGAUUUUGAUCUGGGGCCGACGAGGAGGGGGAACUUCUGGCCGCUGUUGGGGAAUGGAAUCUUUACGCAGGAUGGGGCUGGAUGGGAGCAUUCUCGCGCCAUGAUGAGGCCUCAGUUCGCGAGGGAGCAAAUCUCGGACUUGGAAAUGACGGAGAGGCAUCUUCAGAAUAUGAUGAGAGCCUUGGACACCCAGCUAGGUCCUAACAAGUGGACCGACGAGGUCGAUCUUCAAGGCUUGUUCUUCCGCCUCACCUUGGAUUCUGCGACGGAGUUCCUCUUUGGCGAGUCUGUUGACUCCCAAGUGCGUCUCCUCCCAAACCACAAGGGCGAGAACAGCCAGUCUGGUGGCCCUCUCUCGGCCGACUUUGCAGAGGCUUUUGACAGAGGUCAAGCGGCAUUAGCGACGCGAGGUCGGUUUGGAGAUAAGUAUUACCUUUGCAAUCCCAAGGGCUUCAAGCAGGCUUGCAAGACUUGCCAUGACUUUAUUGAUCACUUUGUUCGCCUGGCGCUGUCGAAAGAUCUCGGGGAGAAGGAACCUGGGACGGGGAAGUAUGUUUUUCUAGAACAACUGGUACGACAGACCCGGGAUCCGAUUGAACUCCGCUCGCAGCUCCUGAACAUCCUGCUUGCUGGAAGAGACACGACCGCAUCGCUCCUCGGAUGGCUAUUCUUCAACCUGGCUCGCAACCCAACUCGAUUUGCGAAGCUGCGACGCGUGAUCAUUGAAGAAUUCGGAACUUUUGACGAGCCGAAGGAUAUCACUUUCUCUCGGGUGAAGGGCUGUCAGUAUCUGCAGCACUGCAACAGUGAGACUCUCCGUCUCUACCCCGUGGUCCCGAUCAACAGCCGCUUCGCCAACCGCGAUACGACCAUCCCCCGGGGAGGCGGGAAGGACGGGAAGUCCAAGAUAUUCAUCCCCAAAGGCUCCUCCGUCGACUACUCCGUGCAUGCCAUGCAUCACAGAAAAGACAUCUGGGGUGAGGACGCGGAGGAAUUCCGACCCGAGAGGUUCGAGGGUAGGAAACCCGGUUGGGAGUUCCUCCCGUUCAAUGGAGGACCACGCAUGUGCAUAGGUCAGCAAUUCGCUCUUACCGAGGCGUCCUAUGUUACCGUGCGUCUGAUACAGCGUUUCGACCGGAUGGAGUCGUUGGAAGUAGAUCCUAUCGUCAGGCAUAACCUGACGCUCACGAAUUGCAGCGGGAACGGGGUCAAGGUUCGAUUGCAUGCCAGCUGUUGA